GUCAAACGCUGCGGGGUUGAACCAAGUCAAAACUUGGAACUAGGUCCUGGUGAUCCGAUCAGCGGAAGUAAAAGAUCUUCCAACAAAAUUCGGUUUUCUAUAAGUGGGACGUCAAAGUUUUCUGGAGCCAGAAGAGUUGUUGGGAAGACAGGAAAGGAAGUCUUCUUACGAAGGACCUUAUCACGUGGUUCGCAAAAUGGUAUUGGGGUGUUUUCACUGACAGAGGCAGGAGAACAACAAAUUGGUUGGGUCCCUGAAAAGGACCAAGUAACUAUGGAUGCUGUUGGAAAGGCAUGUGAUUUGCCAAACUUUCAUGCCAAAAUCGACAGUACAAAUACCAAAAAUAUUGGAGACAAUUUUACCGAG
Molecule: messenger RNA, 366 nt
Organism: Porites lobata
Lineage: Eukaryota; Metazoa; Cnidaria; Anthozoa; Scleractinia; Poritidae
Source: the annotation of a GenBank genome assembly